Pogona vitticeps (central bearded dragon) is the source of this 2236-nucleotide messenger RNA. RefSeq names its product serine and arginine rich splicing factor 7 (gene SRSF7). Gene Ontology annotation, molecular function: RNA binding; zinc ion binding. Lineage: Eukaryota; Metazoa; Chordata; Lepidosauria; Squamata; Agamidae. The record is from RefSeq and is a predicted model, not a curated record.
CGGCAACGGCAAAUGCUAUAUAAGACCCGAGAGCCCGCAUGCGCGCGGGGAAUAGCUGGUUGUCUGGUGGUGAGAGGAUGUCGCGCUACGGCCGUUACGGGGGAGAAACCAAAGUAUACGUUGGCAAUUUGGGAACUGGUGCUGGUAAAGGAGAGCUUGAAAGAGCAUUCAGCUACUAUGGGCCUUUACGUACAGUGUGGAUUGCACGAAACCCUCCAGGAUUUGCUUUUGUUGAAUUUGAAGAUCCAAGAGAUGCUGAAGAUGCAGUUCGUGGUCUAGAUGGAAAGGUGAUCUGUGGCUCCAGGGUUAGAGUGGAGUUAUCAACUGGUAUGCCUCGCCGGUCUCGCUAUGACAGGCCUCCAGCUCGGAGGCCAUUUGAUCCUAAUGAUAGAUGUUAUGAGUGUGGGGAGAAAGGUCAUUAUGCUUAUGACUGCCAUCGCUAUAGUCGUCGUCGGAGAAGCAGGUCACGUUCUCGAUCUCAUUCAAGGUCCAGAGGAAGGAGGUACUCUCGCUCACGCAGUCGAAGUCGUGGCAGGAGAUCCAGGUCGAUCUCAGCUCGCAGAUCUAGAUCACUCUCUCCUCGUAGAUCUAGAUCUAUCUCGCCACGCAGAUCUCGUUCAGGUUCUUUAAAGAGAUCGAGGUCUCGAUCCAGAUCAAGGUCCAGAUCCAGAUCUAUUUCAAGACCUAGAAGCAGCCGCUCCAAAUCAAGGUCACCAUCUUUAAAGAGAAGUUUUGCUAUGAGCCAUUUAUAUCCAUUCUCCAUUAACUCAGGCCGUUCACCAUCAGCAAGUCCUCGAAGGAGCGUGAGUCCUGAAAGAUUGGACUAAAAUUGCAAAGAACAUGUUAGGAAGAGUUUUGUUUACGUUAUUUUAAGGGAUUUUUGGUGUUAUUGAUAAAUGUAAAGAUUUAGUUGAUCAAAACCCUUUUUUAGGCCUAAUGCAGCAAGGAUCUGGAUCUUUUAGUAAAAUCAAUAAAAGCUGCUACAGUAGACUAGUGCACAAUUUCUUGUUUGUAACAACAUCCUGUGAUCUGAAAAGUGGGUCUUUUUACGGGCACAUUAAAUAAAAUGUGUAUUUCUAACUUUGCUGUAAUGCUAUUUACUUUUGUUAAUAUUUGAGGUGCAUGGUAAACGUAAAUUCCAAACAGCUACCUUAUGUUGUACCCAGAUACUGUAUAAGGAUGUCAGUUUCGAAUAAUUGUAACUAUAACUAGCCUGGCUUCAUCAAGCUUCAAUGUGGCUUUAAUUUGGUGCUUCAGGCUACCUGGCAUAAUACAACUUGCAAAGGUGUAUUAAGGAAGUUGCUGUUUGUCUGAUUCUAUAAUGGUAUAUAUACAUGAGCAUUCAAGUACAAUCUGUCAACUUGAAAACAGAGGGAUGCCUUUAUAUCACAGCAGGCACGAUACUCUGAGGUAUAUUCAGCUGGCCAUUUUGUUUGGCUUGUCCCUGGAAUAAUAAAAUAGCAUAGGCUUUGGGGCUGUUCCUCUUUGUUUUAUAAAAUGUAACAAGUGAACUGGGUAGGUCUCUGAAGGUAAUAUCUCUGAAGCAGAGAGAAAUCAUCCUAUUUUAGGAGGUCAGAAUUUGUGGUUCAUUAUUUUCUGUCCUUUGGGGGGGAAGUGUGCAAGUUCAAACUGUAGUAUAUUAGGUCUUCUGUGGCCCUUCCUGUGCCAUUUACAGCACACAUGUGCUGCCUAACCAGCUAUAACUCCCAUUUAAGGCUUAAUAACCUGCUUUUGUAACGAGAUCACUACUUAUUGGUUAAUUAAGCUUGGCAUACUAACAAAUAUCUGGGGUUUAUGCUUAAACAGAUGGGAGAUGUCAGCCAACUUCACGCCCUAAUUCAAUUGCUUGUUUUAGCUAGGGUGGUAAACCCACGGAAUAAAUCACUGAGUGGUAAAUCAACACUUGGUUCAAUUCCCAAUUUUAGUUAGAAUUAGAAUGUACUUCGGUGCAACCAUUUUUUUAUUAAGCAUGUUUCAUUUGGAAAUACUGUCUGAUGGUCUGCAGUCAAUAUUGUACAAAAUAGCUUUGCAUAUAAAUUUUACUGCAAUUUAAUUGCUGUCUAAUCAGAAUGCAUAAAUGGACUCCAGUGAAAAAGGGCUGAAAGCAGUAUUUUAAUAUCCCUGUUAGUCAGAAUGCAGUAACUUCCGUUUUUGCUUUUAAACUGUUUUGACAUGGAUAUAUUUAUGAUAGUAAAUAUGCUGUUUCUGAGAAAUAAAAUUCCUUACCAUUUUGUAA